Molecule: messenger RNA, 663 nt
Organism: Parnassius apollo (apollo)
Lineage: Eukaryota; Metazoa; Arthropoda; Insecta; Lepidoptera; Papilionidae
Source: the annotation of a GenBank genome assembly
AUGACUAUUCACAUUGCUGCCAAUUCUGCAACUCCAAAAAGGCCAGGUAAUGGACAACCUCUGAAACAUAACUCAUAUCCAAAAGAUAUUAAAGAGAAAAUACAAGAGCGCCGACGUUUGAGAAAAAUCUGGCAUACUACGGGAUAUCCAAGUGAUAAAACUGCAUUCAAUAGACACUCAAAUGGACUUAAAGCUCUUAUCAGCACCCUAGAAAAUGAUAAUAUUCAACACUAUCUCUCAAAUCUAGAUCCAACGAGAGACACAAACUACUCACUAUGGAAGGCUACGAAGAAUCUAAAGCGCCCGAAAAACCAUAUAUCACCUAUCAAUGAUGAAAAAGGAGGAUGGGCUAGAUCAGAUAAAGAAAAGGCAACAAUCUUUGCGGAACAUCUGAAAACAGUUUUCCAACCACUCCCUGAAAACAAUCCCGAACACACUAUGGAAAUCAAAGAAUACCUCGAAUCAGCGAAUCAAAUGUGUUUACCACUAAAAAGUACCAGCCCUAAAGAAAUUGUGGAAGAAAUAAGGAACCUCAAGGAUGGUAAAGCACCCGGCUAUGACCUAAUUGAUGCCACAUUACUUAAAAACCUGCCUCAUAAAGGUAUAAUGAAAUUGAAAGCAAUAGAAAAUUGCACAUAUAGUCAUGGUGCCAAAACCCGGUAA